AUGGAAGAUAUCGCGAAAAUGGGCCGGCCAAACAAUAAACCAGCUCAGGAUAAAAUAACAGCAUCAUCUCAGUUGUUUGUGGACAAUACCUUUGUCGCCAACAAGCGGAAUCGUCUGCUGGCAUCUGAAAAACAACUCGCUGCCUGGCCCUUAGCGGAAGAUGUCAGAACCAAGGCGAGUAAUAAUGCCAGUCUCAUCAUUGUCUGCCAUAGCAGGAUUACUCUCCGACAUCGUUCCGAAUACCGGCCAAAUACCAGUUCUACAGCUUACUCCAACUUCUGCCGCUUUGUCAUCCCUCAACCAGCCUCCCUUGCCUCUAACUCACAAGCACCUUCUCAGUCGUCGGCAUCUUCCUCCAGAAACUGCUCUCUCGAGCCUUCCCUACCCAUUCGACAGCUCUGUCCCACGGACUCACCAGCGAGGCUUUCUUUUAGCCAAACCUUUGAUCUGAACGUGAACGUUUUCGAAGCGAACAUAAAUAUGCAUAACGCUUCUCCAGUAGUGGAGGAAGAGGCGUGCACAGACGUCGACAUUGCCCUCUUCAGUAGCCUUGGGAGUGAAGGCGGCGUGUCUAUGAACUCCAUAUGCUUGAAAUCGAUGGUGUCUGUUUCCUCGCCGGAAGAGAUGCGUCUGCAUGGGCCACUGCCGGUGAGGAGCACGAAGGACCCUAGAGCAUCAAGCAAAGUGCGCAAACUGCGAUUUCCCCGGAAGAAGCGGGCUCAUUGGUGCUUGCAGCAAGCGAACCUGAAGAAGUCCACAAUUGGCGUCACAGCUCCGUAUCAAGGGGAUGCCAUAAGCAUCCCCAUAUGGGGAGACGACAUCUACAGGCGUCGAUCGACUCUUUCCGGUAUCUACCGAAUCCUGCGACAAUUUUAUUGCCUGCGUCCACCCAAACCCGGAUGA
This is a messenger RNA of Dibothriocephalus latus, 903 nucleotides long. NCBI's taxonomy places the organism in Eukaryota, Metazoa, Platyhelminthes, Cestoda, Diphyllobothriidea, Diphyllobothriidae. The record is from the annotation of a GenBank genome assembly.